Musa acuminata subsp. malaccensis (wild Malaysian banana) is the source of this 948-nucleotide messenger RNA. Its product is annotated as LRR receptor kinase BAK1. NCBI's taxonomy places the organism in Eukaryota, Viridiplantae, Streptophyta, Magnoliopsida, Zingiberales, Musaceae. The record is from RefSeq and is a predicted model, not a curated record. Gene Ontology annotation, molecular function: protein binding.
CCGAAGUAGAAGACCAAGCGAGAGAGAGAGAGAGAGAGAGAGAGUUGCGCAGUUGCAGCAAUGGCGAAGGCGGAGCAGCAGGUGGUGCUCUCUCGGAUUCUACUAUUGCUGCUGGUGUUCCACCCCCAGGUCAACGGUCUCUCCAACACGGAAGUUGAUGCAUUGUAUAGUCUGAAGUCCAACCUCAUUGAUCCUGACAAUGUUCUGCAAACUUGGGAGCCCGAUAAUGUCAAUCCAUGCAAAUGGUUUCAUGUUACAUGUAACAAUGAGAACAGUGUUAUAAGAAUCGAUCUUGGACAUGCCUCAUUGUCUGGUCAUCUUGUCCCACAGCUUGGUCAACUUAGUAAUCUGCAAUACCUGGAACUCUUUGGCAAUAACUUUAGUGGUGUAAUACCUGGUGUGCUUGGAAAUCUAACCAACCUUGUGAGCUUGGAUCUUUACUCGAACAAUUUCAAUGGUGCAAUACCUGACUCUCUGGGGAAUCUCUCAAAGCUCCGAUUUCUUCGGCUAAACAACAAUAGCCUCUCUGGUUCUAUUCCAUACUCUUUAACCUAUAUCACCUCCCUCCAAGUCCUAGAUUUAUCAAACAACAACCUAUCAGGAGAAGUUCCAUCAAGUGGCUCCUUUGCUCAAUUCACCCCUAACAGCUUUGCUAACAAUCCUCUACUAUGUGGUACUCUUGCUGCAAAGCCUUGCCCGGGUGCUCCUGCAUUUUCUCCACUUCCACCAUAUGCUGUUGCUCCUACACCAAUGUCAUCAUAAGUAUGCAAUGAAGAGCUUGACCAGAUUGUGCUCUUAUAGAAUCAUUUAAUAAAGCAUUCAUCUGGUUAUAUAUGUAAGUGCUUAUUCUUGAAUAAGCUGAAGGGUUCUACUAUUAGAAUGAUUUAAAUUUAUGUGCCAUGUAACUGGAAAUUAUCCUGAAAUAAGAAAGCACCAUUGCAUUAUAAA